Molecule: messenger RNA, 611 nt
Organism: Saprolegnia diclina VS20
Lineage: Eukaryota; Oomycota; Saprolegniomycetes; Saprolegniales; Saprolegniaceae
Exons: 1
Coding region: 46-519 (157 amino acids)
Biological process (GO): protein import into mitochondrial matrix
Cellular component (GO): mitochondrial inner membrane; TIM23 mitochondrial import inner membrane translocase complex
Molecular function (GO): transmembrane protein transporter activity
Source: RefSeq, a predicted model, not a curated record
GCGUAGCUGACGUCCCCAAACGCGAAAUCGCCGCAGUCGAGCAAGAUGGACCGUGAGCCGUGUCCGUACCGCAUCAUCGAAGACAUGGGCGGCGCCUUUGGCAUGGGCGCCGUCGGCGGUGGCAUCUUCCACUCGAUCAAGGGCGCACGCAACUCGCCGCCGGGCGAGCGCUUCCGCGGCGCGGUGUACGCGGUCAAGGCGCGCUCGCCGCUGCUCGCCGGUCAGUUUGCGAUCUGGGGUUGCCUCUUCUCGUCCUUCGACUGCUCGCUCGCGGCCAUUCGUCAGAAGGAAGAUCCGUGGAACUCGAUCUGCGCCGGUGCGCUCACGGGUGGCGCCCUUGCGAUCCGGUCGGGCCCGCGCGUCGCGUUCACGCAGGCCGUCAUUGGUGGUGCGCUCCUCGCGUUGAUCGAAGGCCUUGGCAUCAUGGUCGGCAAGAUGCUCACGCCGCCGCCCCAAGACUUUGUCGACGAGCACGGCAUUGACACGAGCGAGCAGCAGUUGGCGCCGCCCAGUUUUUAGUGUUUCCACCCGUAUAUAGAAGAUAGAUCCAGGACGCCUCCCUCGUCCACGCGAGUUAACGAUCCAACAUGCAAUGUGAUGAGGAGACAACA